GGGCGGGGCUUCCGCCGCUGGUUGAUUAUGCGCGGCUGACGCUCGGAAGUGACCCAUGCGUCUGAGCUCAGCUGCACCGAUACACGAUCACCGGAUCGGCCCGUUUAACUCCCGUAGUGCGUUUCUUGCAGUCUUCAUAGGUUACUCACGACAUACCGACUCGUGUCAUCUGAUCAUGUCUAAAGACACGGAGGCCAAGAGCGAGGAGAUUAUGGAGUCGAAGGUGCUCUGGUACCCGGACUCUAAACGAAACACACAAAUGGACCGAUUCCGGACUCAAGUGAACCGGGACUUCGGGGUGAAUCUGGCUAAUUAUAAUGAGCUGUAUCAGUGGUCUGUGGACAGUUAUCCAGAGUUCUGGGCACAGGUUUGGAGAUUCUGUGGCAUCACUUGUUCAAAGAUGUAUGAGGAGGUGGUUGAUGUGUCUAAAAGGAUAUCUGAUGUCCCCGAGUGGUUUAAAGGCAGCAGACUGAAUUAUGCAGAGAACCUGCUCAAACACAAAGACCAAGACAAAGUGGCUCUCUAUGCUGCAACCGAGGCAAAAGAGGAGAUCGUCAAAGUGACUUUCGGAGAGCUGAGACGUGAUGUCGCUCUCUUCGCUGCUGCCAUGAGGAAGAUGGGCAUCAAAACUGGAGACAGGGUCGUAGGAUAUCUACCCAAUGGGAUUCAUGCUGUUGAGGCUAUGCUCGCUGCUGCCAGUAUAGGUGCCAUCUGGAGUUCAACCUCUCCAGAUUUCGGUGUCAAUGGAGUUCUAGACCGAUUUUCUCAGAUCCAGCCCAAGUUGAUAUUCUCAGUAGCAGCUGUUGUGUAUAACGGCAAGCAGCACGACCAUAUGGAGAAACUCCAAAACGUUGUUAAAGGUCUCCCUGACCUGAAGAAGGUUGUGGUCAUUCCAUACGUUCGCUCUCGACAAGACACUGACCUCUCCAAGAUUCCCAACAGUGUGUUCCUGGAUGACUUCUUGGCCACGGGUAAAGAAGGGGAUCAGGACCCUCAGCUGGAGUUUGAGCAGCUGCCCUUCUCUCAUCCUCUCUUCAUCAUGUACUCUUCUGGCACCACAGGAGCUCCCAAGUGCAUGGUGCAUUCUGCUGGGGGCACUCUCAUCCAGCAUCUUAAAGAACACAUUCUCCAUGGCAACAUGACCUACAAUGAUAUCAUCAUAUAUUACACUACGACGGGCUGGAUGAUGUGGAACUGGCUGGUGUCCUCUCUAGCCGUUGGGGCUUCUGUGGUCCUGUAUGAUGGCUCCCCUCUUGUUCCCAGUGCUAAUGUGCUCUGGGACCUUGUAGACCGUCUGGGAAUCACGAUUUUUGGGACUGGAGCGAAAUGGCUGGCUGUGCUGGAGGAGAGAAAUCUGAAACCUGCAAACACACACAACCUGCAGACCCUCCACACACUCCUUUCUACAGGAUCUCCAUUGAAGCCUCAGAGCUAUGAGUAUGUGUACAGCUGUAUUAAGAACAAUGUGCUACUGGGAUCCAUAUCAGGUGGCACAGACAUCAUUUCAUGCUUCAUGGGUCAGAACAUGGCGGUGCCUGUUUACAGAGGGGAAAUUCAGGCCCGAAAUCUGGGCAUGGCCGUGGAGUCCUGGAACUGUGAAGGGAAGCCUGUUUGGGGCGAGAGCGGGGAGCUGGUGUGUUUGAAGCCCAUCCCGUGCCAGCCCACUCAUUUCUGGAACGACGAGAACGGCAGCAAAUACCACAAAGCCUACUUUUCUACUUUCCCAGGACUCUGGGCCCACGGUGAUUACUGUAAGAUAAAUCCAAAAACGGGAGGAGUCGUCAUGCUGGGGAGAAGUGACGGAACCUUGAAUCCUAAUGGUGUUCGGUUUGGGAGCUCAGAAAUUUAUAACAUUGUGGAAGCCUUUGAGGAAGUUUCCGACAGCCUUUGUGUCCCUCAGUACAACAGUGAUGGAGAGGAGAGGGUGAUUCUGUUCCUGAAGAUGGGACCCAAUAAGAGCUUCAGUCAAGAGCUAGUGGGGAAGAUCCGCGGUGCUGUCAGAGUAGCUCUCUCUGCACGACACGUACCAGCCUUGAUACUGGAGACCAAAGACAUCCCGUACACUAUCAGCGGAAAGAAGGUCGAAGUCGCAGUAAAGCAGGUGAUCGCAGGUAAGGACGUCACUCAGCGAGGGGCCUUCUCAAACCCAGACUCCUUGGACCUAUACAAGAACCUACCUGAACUCCAGAACUUCUGAGCGCUUGUGUGAGGUACA
Molecule: messenger RNA, 2215 nt
Organism: Sinocyclocheilus grahami
Lineage: Eukaryota; Metazoa; Chordata; Actinopteri; Cypriniformes; Cyprinidae
Gene: aacs
Product: acetoacetyl-CoA synthetase
Exons: 18
Coding region: 56-2197 (713 amino acids)
Biological process (GO): lipid metabolic process; positive regulation of insulin secretion
Molecular function (GO): acetoacetate-CoA ligase activity
Source: RefSeq, a predicted model, not a curated record